AAUAAUCCUCUUAAUCUCAUCGGUAUCUCUCUCUCUCUCUCUCUCUCUCUCUCCCAAACUUAUCUUACCUCUGGCUCCAUCACAAGCAACCAAGCUGUCUCUUGUUGGAUAUGUAGUUGGGUUGUUGGAAGCACAGAGGCACAGUCCUUAACCCGUCAACCUAAAACACCAGCAUCUUCCUCUUCUUUCCUUCUCUCUCUCUUUAUCGCUAAUUAUUCUUGUGCUUCUACUUCUACGUACACACAUAACUAAGAGCAAUUAGAGAAGGGAUAAUAAAGCUGGUGGUUCGGUCGUGAUGCUAGCUGUUGUUGCCUCUCUUUUCUCUUGUGAGACUGUGAGUUAGGUCCCAUUUUAAACUUUGAUUUCUUGUUUGUUUUCGAAUUGUGAGACUUGUUUUAUUAAUUCUUGCUUAGUGCAAUAACUUCUCCAAUCCUGUGUGUCUUGUAAGAAAAUUAGGGCCAUAGAUUGCAGUCUUUAUUCGCAUUAUUAACUUGGGAAAACAACGUUAUUAUAUUAGGGCAUUUAGUUGAGCUCGGAUUACAAAUCUUUCUUAAGCUUAACAACUCCAAGAUUUCAAAGUUUGAUUAUUAUAGAGACUAGAUCAAGAUAGGAAAAUUCACAUAGCUAGCUAUAGUGCUAGUACUACUGUGUGUAAGAGAUUUCAGGCGUGUAUAUAUAUACACACGCACACUUCAAAGUGAGUUAUGGAGUUAAGAGGCCAAGAAAUCAAUGAUAUGAGAACGUCAGUCCCUUCAAGCUAUAGUCAUCAAUCAUCAGGAGUGGAAAGGAGAAGAGAUGGGAAUAUCAAUGGCAACACAGUCCUCACUUACACUCAAACCCUAGAUCACCGUAGACAACCAUCACUUCCUCAAGCAAGAUCUCCAAAGCCAGAUCGACUUUUGAGCAUUGGAAAAGGAUCCAACUCCAAGACAGCCAAUGUUAGGUAUCGAGAAUGCCUCAGAAACCACGCAGCCACCGUCGGCGGCAAUGUUUUCGACGGCUGUGGUGAGUUCAUGCCGGGCGGAGAAGAGGGCACGCUCGAAGCUUUAAGAUGUGCGGCCUGUGAGUGCCACCGGAACUUCCACCGCAAAGAAGUAGAUGGGGAGACCCAAUUCAGUCCGAGUUCGAGAAGAAGUACCAUGGUCCAUAGCCUUCAAUUGCUGCCCACAUUGACCUCUCCGACGGUACUGCAUCAUCAAAGAUUUUCCAUGGGGUUACACACUAGCCCUACAGCCGCAAACAUGGUUCAACCCAUGAGUGUGGCUUUUGGUGGUGGUGGCGUUGGAGGUGGAGGAACCGAAUCGUCGAGUGAAGAUCUCAAUGUCUUCCAUUCUAACGCUGAGGAAGUGCCACUACCACCGCCUUAUGUUUUAUCCAAGAAAAGGUUUAGGACAAAAUUCACACAAGAACAGAAGGAUAAGAUGAUGGAGUUUGCAGAGAAGAUUGAAUGGAGGAUCAAUAAGCAGGAAGAGGAGGAAAUGCAGAAGUUUUGUGCAGAGGUAGGGGUGAAAAGGCAGGUUUUCAAAGUGUGGAUGCAUAACAACAAGAAUCUGAAGAAGCAGCAACAGCAACAACAGCAGGAGGAGCCAGUGUGAGAGAAGCAAAAGUUAAAAUUAAAGAAGAUUAUUGCUUAAGGGGCUGAGGGAGAGGGAUAGAUAUAUAGAUGUAGAUAUAGAAAAGAAGAAAGCUGGGAUUAGCAAGAUUCUUGAGAGGAACUCUUUCAUCAGAGAUUUUUGUAUAAUUCGCAGCUAUGUUUUUAAUUUUGCUUUCUUCUGAUCUCUUAUCAAUUGCUCGGGAAUUUCUCAAUUUUUAUUAA
Molecule: messenger RNA, 1816 nt
Organism: Hevea brasiliensis (rubber tree)
Lineage: Eukaryota; Viridiplantae; Streptophyta; Magnoliopsida; Malpighiales; Euphorbiaceae
Product: zinc-finger homeodomain protein 5
Exons: 1
Coding region: 705-1595 (296 amino acids)
Biological process (GO): regulation of DNA-templated transcription; regulation of developmental process
Cellular component (GO): nucleus
Molecular function (GO): transcription cis-regulatory region binding; DNA-binding transcription factor activity
Source: RefSeq, a predicted model, not a curated record